AUGCGCAGGCUAGAGAAGUUCAUUUACAUGCAUCAGAAUCUGACCUCAGCAAAUGAUUCAGCUGUAGAGAGACGUGUUUACAUAGUAAAGAAAACUUACGCCCUCUGGACCAAUCGGCGAGUGGCAGUAUUAGUCACGCCUGAACGCGACACGCACACGCACGCACGUGGCUAUCGCUGGCUUGCAGGCACACAGCAGGCCAAGGGAUCUGGUGGUGUCGCCUUCCAGUGGAAAAAGGCAUUUAGGACUACUCAACUGCUGGUGGAUUACUACCUCUUCAUGCCGAAGGCUUCCAGUCAUGGUCGAGGCACCAGCAUCACUGCAUCCAAAUCCAUAGUUUGCCAACAGACAUCCACCAAAACCACAACAAUAUCGGCAAAUCUGAUUCGUGCAAGGUCUUCCACCAUCCAUGCCAACAAUUCCACAUUUACCACACGAUCUUCUACCCAGCUAAAUCACAACGAAAGUGCAAUGAGUAGCUCCCUACACAUUACAAAGACGUCUACGCUCUUAAGUCCUCCUUCUGGUGAAAAUAACUCCAAAUCAAAGACUUCUCCAUGGUUCUGGCAACGUAAAAAUACAUCAAGAAAUUCCCUAGUCCGUUCUGCAUCGGCUAACAAGGCAAAUGAAGGAGGUGCGGUUGGUGCUGGUGGAUGGAAAAAUAAUAGAAAUUGUGAAAGACCUUCAGGUGAUAAAGCCUAUGAGUCAGAGACGUCUACUUUGGGUUCGACGAUUGCAAAUGAUGGUGCGUCAGCUACUACAAGGAAUCAAUCCAUCAUUCGAAGUGCUUCUACGAGGGAAACGAAACCCACUGGUGGGUUUUUGCGAUUUCUUCGUGUUAGCUUCUCUUCCCGUGCCAAAAAGCCAAAGGAUUUUGGACCUGGUACUCCUCCACUAUCGAUGACCCAGUCUGGAUUGGGAAGUCUUGCCGAAAGGCAGGCCAGUAUUGCAAAGGUGUUUGCGGAUCCGAAUAAUCGCCUUUCGAAGCAUAUUCUUCGAUUCCCAAAGGACAGCGAGACCUCAAACAGCGUGGAAAGUUUUGACUCCGCGGCUUCAGGCGAAUCUCUAUCCUCCAGUGAUGGCAGCCAACAGCCAUCCAUCGGCCUCUGCUACUCAAAUGACAAACCACCUUUAAGAGCCACUAGAAAUACAGCACGCAGCCACUCAGCACACACACGACCCCCUAAAUGCCAACCGUCUCAGCCAACUGGAAGGGAGCAAAGGGCCACUAACAUCUACACCAAUGAGGUAGAUGCUGAGGUUUCCAUGGAAAUAAUUAGACAACCGCCGGUCUUCAGUGGAAUUAAUAAUAGACCUCAGAGAGUGAUGCACGCGUUAAUUACAAAACAGCAACCAGCAGAGACCAGUAGCUACGACAGCAAUGCCUACGAGAACACCUUCCACGCGGUGUCUGGGGUAUGCCAACCCGAGUCCAUCCCAGUGCACUAUUUUCAGGCCUACUACCCUCAAUCCCACUUCAAUUCCACCUACUCCGAUGGGCAGAUAUACGACCAGCCGCCAGCACCACACCCAAAAGAAAUGCGGGCGCCGAGAAAUACCCGAAAUUCUGGAAACAAUAGUCAAUACUGUAAUGAGAGUCUUAUACCACGGAUGAUCCCACCCGUUCCACCUGCUACAGCACCUGCAUCUCGCAGACGAUUUGGAAGAAGCAACUAUGAGAGUGAGGAGAUCAGUGGUGAUGAGGGAGACGAAGAAGAGGAUGAAAGUGGAAGUGGAAGGGGUGGAACACUCUCAAGAAAGCGACCGGCUCCACCAAUGGGAGUUUUGACGAAUCGGUACUCUAGAGAGAGUCUUAAUUGUAAAGACGCUCACGAAAAGACGCCGGUACCGAGGGGAAAUACACCAGCUAGGGCAACUGUACCACCCCAUCCCCUUCCAAAUUUGCCUCAAUCGGCGUUGAAGACAAGGUUGACUCGUAGACAGACGGUUGGAGCGAUUCAGACAUUGGCUCAGACUUCGUCCAAUCCAGAACCGACCCAGGGUUCACUCCAGCACAAUGUCUACAGCCUACCAAUAGCAAGUAAAAGACGAGAGUUUAUGGCUGUACGAGUGGAGGUAGUAUUUCUUUGCAUCCUAGCGCCCUCUGCCUCGCCCUAUGCCUCUGUUGCGUGUGUCAGCGUUUGCGGUAUGCUUCUGAAACAACGACGUCUCAGUGUUCCAAGACUAAGCGGCGUCUUCGGAACAUAUCCUAAUAAGCAAGAGCUGGGAUGUGCAGUUAUGCCAACUGAUAACAGUUGGGUCGGCUCUCUGAGUUUAAAAAGAGUGGUUCGACCCGAUUUGGAGCAGGAACGGCAUCGGGAUACCUCACUACGGAUAACUAUUCAUGAGUCGAAAAAUUUGCCCUCUCAUAGACGGUACUUUUGUGACAUUUGUUUGGAUCGAAAACUCUACGCUCGAACAACGAGUAAACUUUCCAAAGAAACCGUAUUUUGGGGUGAAUGCUUCGACUUAAAGCAAAGACGUAAAAGCUACUACUUGAAUGUCAGUGCACUUCAUGCCUCGCAAUACUUGCGUCAUUCUGAAUUUUACAUCUUCAGCAACCUUGCGGAGCUGAACUUUAUUACAAUAAAUCUCUAUCGUGAAGCUGAGUCUACCAAGGAUGCGUCCAAGCGACGCAAAUCGAGCAAAGCACAAAAUCAACUCAUUGCCUUUCUUACUAUUGCCAUAUCCGACCUGUCAUCAAAGUACGAGACGCAGCAAUGGCACACAAUGACCCCUGGUUCCAUGCUUCCGUCAUCGGAAAAUCUACACACCAAUCCCAUUUCUCCUCGCUCCUCGAUCCGCCAAUCAAUAGGCUCCUUCAAUAACCCCGACUCCCCGCAAUGUAACCCAGAUACCAGUACGGGCUGUUCUGCCAAGCGCUCCAUUUCAUUGGUUGGACCACCACCAACCACCAUUCUAACUGGUCGAAUACGCAGGCUCUCCAAGCAUAAUCUGGGAGGCAGUGAAUCUCGAAUGAAUGCCGGUCAGAACAGCGGUGGCAGCAAUGGCAGCGGGGCUUGCAGCGCUCUACUUCCUCAAAUUCGAUUGGCUGUAAAGUACCAAUCGAUUGACGUGCUACCGCUACAUUGCUACGACAAUUUGAGAAAGCUUGUUGUAGAGAAGUCUGCUGAAUUUGUGCGGUACCUAGAGCCGCUUUUACCAACUAAAAGGAAGGAGGAGAUAGCCCGCUGUCUUGUCAAUAUUCACGAAAAGACACCGGAAAGUAACAUUGCUGCAUUUCUCGCUUCUCUUGUCGACCACGAACUGGACACCUCCGACAAUCUCUCCCUCCUUUUUCGCUCCAAUUCCAUCGGUUCAAAGGCUGUCGAAUGCUACAUCAAAUUAGUUGGAGUUGAGUAUCUCCGGAAGCUACUUCAAGGCUUUAUUGAGAAUCUCCUAACUUCCAGUGAAGAUCUUGAAGUGGAUGCAACUCGGUUAACUACACAUUCGUGGUCACCUGCCUCGGAGAGUGGAGACGUCAGCGCGGUUACAGACGCGGAUGCACGUAUACUCCAAAGGAAUCGAAUUGCGCUUACGACUUGCGUAAAGACUGUACUUCAGCGAUUGCAGGCCAGUCUCGCCUACUUUCCAGCAGAUUUACGUGAGACAUUAGCCUCAAUCCGUAGAACAGUGGAACAACGGCAUGGUCAAGAAGUCGGCGAUCAGUUGGUUUCCGGGUGUCUAUUCCUUCGUUAUAUUUGUCCAGCUAUACACGGCCCGACACUCUUUGGUCUAACCAACGCCGUUCCCGAUGAUCCUCGUGUCUCUCGAAACCUUACACUUCUAGCCAAAGUCCUUCAGACUAUCGCCAACUUCUCACACUUUGAAGCUAAAGAAAAUUACAUGCGUUUUUUGAACUCCUUUGUUCAGUCUAUGCAGGAGGAGAUGCAUCAAUUCCUUCGAGCUGUCUCUACCUUAGAUGAUGACGAUGAUAGUUCAGAGAUAUGGAAGAGACAAAAUACUAAUGUGUCAAAUUGUCACAGCAAUAUCGAUUUGGGCUAUGAGCUUACUGUUCUAUACGGUCAUCUCUCGGCUAUUUUAAAAGAACAUCCAAAGGUUCCUGAUUGCUUAGCCGAAUUGCCAGACAUUCUGGCCGGCAUUGAACACAUGCUUUCAAAACCGUCUCUUCGUCGAAGCCUUUCAAAUCUUGCAAAUUCAAUAAGAUCGGGCACUUCAGCCUCCCUGGAAGAUGCAGUAGCUAUCCGAAAUUCGGCCUUUCGUUUCCAUAGCACUGUAACUCCGCCGUUGUUAAAUGAACUGCAAAUAAUUCCUGCUGAGCAGCCUUCAACACCGGUGUCGUUUGGCAUACCUGGUGGAGAUUAUACAUCAAAGUGUGCUUCUCCCGGUGAAGAACCAAGAUGUAGUCUCGAGAUUAGCAGUCCGUCUUCAGAAGGUGUGACACGUCAGCAGGCCUUCUUUGGCGAAUCUUUUGAACCUGGAGCCGAAAAUUCCAGAGGAACCGACCUCGAGUCGAUAUCGGAGACCGAGGUACAGACUUCAUCUCCGGUGAAUAAAAUUUCUACAUCACCAACAACACAAUUGGGAACCUGCACCACAGCAAACGGAGGACAUUAUCGUUCUGCAAGUGUUCAACGUCACAAAACUCCACAGACAUCAGCGUCUCUGCAUCGAUGCAAGGAGGUUGAAAAAUGUUGCACUGGUAACGGUGGUGGUACUUCAACAGCCAAUACCCUACCAACACCUCCACAGAAGUGGUCCAGUGGUCCAGAACUCCACGCGGACUCUCCUGUUAUCCUUAAUUUUCCACCCCCUCCUCCAGCUCUUCCACAACUGCAGAAUGAUAAAGGCCUUGGGGGUAGUUCUACCAACAUUCGGAUGGGGACUCGGGCUCUUCGAAUGUCAAGAGAAAGAGACCUAACGGGAAAUAUUGAAUCAGGAACUUCGACACGAAACGGAGAAGAUGGGAGAGAUGACGCCCAACUUUCCACUGUCCCUGUCAUCUUGCAAUGUGAAACCCCCGUUGUUACUGGUGCUCGCACAGCUACAACAGUUCAUGGUGCUGUAGACAAAGGAGGAGGAGAUGGUAGUGUUCUGUCAGUUGAUUCAACUGCCAGCUAUGAAUCAUCCACAGUUUCUUCCUCUUGCCUUUCCAUAAUGCCUCAUGGCAACAAUGUUAACACAGUCGGUGCCAAUGGCAGAGGUCAAGGUGUCUUCGUGACAGAGAAUGCGCAUCACUUCGAACUACCGACAAAUCGAAGUACAUCCGCCGUUAUUCAGCGAGGAAGUCGCAUCUCGUGCUCAAACACUAACACUACCAACAGCAAUAACAAUGACCCAGCCCUCCUUAGUCGAGUGCAUCGCCUUCUUUUUGGCGGUGGCAGUGGUAGUGGGAAUGAUUACCAAAAUGUAAGGGGUAUCGUCAGACCAGCUCCAUCAACAUCUUCAUCAAUGAAGUUUGAAGAACAGAGAGAGGAAAAGGAGGUGGAUCCACGAAAAGCGGAAUCCACUCAGCUGGAGGCACUGCAACAGAGACUUCGAGCAAUAGAGGAGCAUUUAAAUCAGGAGCGUCGAGAUAUGCAGAAGGCGGUGGCAUCCAACAUGCGAAUGAUGGAGAGUCAGGAGCGCUGCAUCAAUGAGUUGAUUGAGGAGAUUAAUCGUUUACAGAUUCUUCGAGGUGCUGCCACCGCCAACACAAAUCCUCCUGCCCCUCCACCUCCAACAUCGACCACGGCAACGAACCGCCGAAACGAUCUUCACGGAUCAACAUCGUCUUCGCAAAAGCCACGGUCGUCAUCGAACUCGUGGUGGUGA
This is a messenger RNA of Echinococcus granulosus, 5775 nucleotides long. RefSeq names its product Ras GTPase-activating protein SynGAP. The record is from RefSeq and is a predicted model, not a curated record. The coding region runs from base 1 to 5775 and encodes 1924 amino acids. The transcript is spliced from 23 exons. Gene Ontology annotation, biological process: regulation of GTPase activity. Lineage: Eukaryota; Metazoa; Platyhelminthes; Cestoda; Cyclophyllidea; Taeniidae.